Messenger RNA from Suhomyces tanzawaensis NRRL Y-17324, 9398 nucleotides. RefSeq lists its product as uncharacterized. The transcript has a single exon. Gene Ontology annotation, cellular component: membrane. The record is from RefSeq and is a predicted model, not a curated record. Gene Ontology annotation, biological process: fermentation. NCBI's taxonomy places the organism in Eukaryota, Fungi, Ascomycota, Pichiomycetes, Serinales, Debaryomycetaceae. The coding region runs from base 28 to 9288 and encodes 3086 amino acids.
CACAACUAUCCACACAUACCCCACAGCAUGGCGUUCCGCGACCAGCGUAUAUCGGUGGUGUCCAACUCUCUCGAGCAGAACUCGAGCUGGAUCUACUUGGUGGACUGGAUCUUAGCCCUCAUUUUGGGGAUAGCGUUCGUGUUCUACUUUAACCGACUUGUGGGAUGGGUACUAUCGCAGCUUUUCAACAUCUUGUUCCAGAAGAAGUGUGGAGUCAAGCUCCAUAUGCAAGCAUUCAAGGUGUCUCCGUUGGGAGGGCGUAUUGUCGCCAAGAACCUCACCAUUAUUACCCAGGACUACACCAUAUCUAUCAUAAAGCUCAACUUGACCUGGCGAUACUGGCUUUUCAAGCUCACACGAAUAUCAGCAUACUUCAUAGAUCGAAACGAUUCAGAAGGCGUGGACAUGGACAGCGAAAACAAGAAACUCCCGUUCCGGUUCUUGUUGAGCUUGGAUGGGGUGGAGGUAUUCUACUACAAUAGAACAUUUGCAUACGACGGGAUCAUCGAAACCCUCUCCCAGCAAGACCAAGGCAGAAGCAGCGACGAGUGGUUUUCAAAGGAGUCUACCCACAGCUCCAGCAUGAGGUAUCGGAAUACCAGCAAGUCGGUGUCGUCUUCUGAAAAUAGCAUGAAGAACAAAGAAGACCCGCAAUUAAAGCCUUUUUCUCCUCCUAUGUUCCUUUCCAUGUUGCCCCUCAAAAUUAGAAUCAAGAAAGGUGCUAUUGUCAUGGGUAACAUAUCCACCCCCUCCAUUCUAGUAGCAUCGUUCAAAUCGGCCAAUGGGGCAAUCGAUUUGACCAAAUCCCCCAAUCCUUUGGACCACUAUAGGUUUUGGCAUGAUAUCAAUUUUGACACCUUUCAGUUAUGGAUGAAACCAAAUAUUUCUCACGAAAGAAACAGAUACGCAAAUUCAGAAGACCGUGACACAGAGAUUGGUCUCAAAAACUUGAGCCAUAUGAAGAAAUACAGCCAAUGGUACAAAUUCAAAAAGUCUAUCAACAAAGUGCAAAAUUUGUUUAAUAAGGCACAAUCACGAAGAAAACAAAAUUCGAAUCUAGAUUUGGACUCCUUGAAUGAAACUUGGAAAGGGUUAAGAAGAUACGUUGGUGCCCAGGAGGACGCGAAUCUCUCCUCAAUCAUUAGUUCUGAUGAACAGUAUGCGAAGUACACUCUUAUCCUUGAUUCGGUUGUCACUAGAAUAGUGUAUUAUUAUGACAGUCCUGGCCAUGUUAUUCCAAAUUACCCACUGGUUCCCGUUCCAGAACAUGGGGUCGAGAUCGAACUUUCUAUGGCAACAAUUUAUUAUGGACCUUGGACAGACAAGCAAAGAGUACCAUUGCAGGCCGUGUUCUUUCCAUCAUUAGCACGGGAUUCGCAGCCCAAGUCCCUUCCACUGGCAUCAGGUAUGUCAAGAGAAUAUGCUGGCUUUAAGAUUACUACUAUAGUCAAAGACGAGGUAAUUUUUCGAGUACCCACCAGAGAAAAAAGUAAAGACAAAGAAAUGUUGAAGUUGAAGAAUCAACAGAAUCAUCAACAUCCACAAUCUCAACAACCUUUGAAUAAAGUAUCAAGACCAUUUGGAUGGUUGGAAUUGAAGUUGAGCCAAGGUUCAACGUUUUCGUUCUAUACUUCUUACAUUUCUGACAAAGUGAAUGGUUGGGACAACAGGAUGAAUGUUCUCUUCAUAGAGCCUGAAAUUCGGACCUCGGUCAACCAUGAUAUACUUUUUAUCGCUGAUUCUCACGAGAUUAAUGCUAAAGUCGGAUAUCCAUUGGAGUGGAAUGGAAAGUGUGAAUGGCAGUUUGACUUCAUUUCAGAUAAUGCUAGAAUAUUCUUCCUCAGGGAACAUACUCUUCUUUUUUCUGAUAUAUUUGGGGAUUUUGCAUCAGGUGCACCUACACCGUAUGAAGAAUUUAGGCCAUUUAUCUACAAUAUCAGAUGGGAAUUACAAAAUUACAAGUUGUACCUUAAUGUUAAUGAUGCUAAUAUCAUCAACAAUCCGUUAGAUUUCAAUGUUAACAAGUAUUUAUCUUUUCAAGGUGAUUCAUUGACAUGUGAUUUGUCUAUUCCAUUAUAUGGAGAGUUCACGAAGUCAAGUACUGUCUCCUACAGUAUCAAGACUUCGUUCUUCGAUCUAGUAUUAGAUACUCCUCCUUGGCAUACAGCCAAGACCUUUAUGACAGAGAGUAAUGUUGUGGGAAGAAGUAACAAUUUCACCAUUGAUGGAUCGUACACUUUCUUCAGUUCAAUUGAGAUUAAUACGUCAGACUAUAUUGAAAUUCGCAUGGUCGGUGAUUUUGUCACUUUGAAAUUUUACGGUUACCUCAUCAAGUACUUAUUUAUGAUCAGGGAGAACUACUUUGGAGACCACAUUCAUUUUAGAACAUUCGAAGAAUUCACCAACACCGCUGAAACAGAUGGAAUGGAAUCAGCUGAGAGUGUUUCAAAAGUUUCUAGCUUGUCUUCGGAUCAACCUGAAGUUGACUUUUGGAAAAUAAUCAAGACCGAUAAUGACGUGGACAUUUUAUUCACUUUCCAAGUACGGCAUGGAUUGAUUGUUUUGCCACUUAACUUGUAUGAUUGCAAGUCACACAUUGGUCUCUCAUUUGAGUCAUUAGAUGUGGACAUUAGAUUCACCAAUUAUUACAUGGAUUUACAAGGUGAUCUCAGUCCAAUAUCUGCUCUGCAUGUGAGUGACGCCAUUGUAGUUGAAAAUACAGGUAUCAACGAUAUCAUAUUUGACAUACCAUACUACAAAUCAUUAUUUUUGAAUGGCACCCCAGAUCUCACCAUUGAUGGAUUAAACAUCCAUGCCCACAGAAUGUUUGGAAUACCCCCAGAAGAAAUUACAUACUACUGUAAGUGGGACUUCGAGGCAGGAGCUAUUUCUAUUGAUUCUGACCUUGGCUUUAUUACUUCCUUAGGUACAGCGGUUCAGAAUUUUGUCUAUGGGUAUAAGGACAUCGAGAAUACCAUGAUCAUUCCAGAGCCUAUUGUCUUCGAUGCUCUUAAUCUAUCAUUCAGGUGCAGUGAUUUGCAAUUAAAGUUGUCUGUGGCAGGGGCAGAAGGUGACGUUUUCUGCAUGAUCUAUCUUAGACCUAUUUUGUUUUCUUACAAUGAUAUGGCUAACAAGAGGUAUUCCACAAGAGCAUCAGCACUGAUUCCCUUUAUCCUGGCCGAAAUCAUAGGUGAGAAGGACGGAACUCGGGCAGUCUUGGGUGCUUUGAAAACUUCUUUGGUAUUCAAUAAUUUCUGUCAAAAGAAAGACAUGUUGGAGCAUAGAAAGAAUCAACAAGAUCACAUCAAGGUCAAUGAUACACCAUUUCACAGAUCCCCAUUCUUAUUAUUUGAAGAAAAUAGAGAUGGAACUUAUGAUGAAGGCUAUGGUUGUUUCCUAACCAACCUUGCUCUUCCCGAUGUCAACCACCCACUCAAUUCAUUUUCCUAUUCAAAAUCAACAGUUAAUAGGAAUUCAUUCAAUGGUAAAAAGGAAACGGACUCUUUGCAAGAAUGGGAUGAUUUCAGUGUGAGGAAGACUCCCUCCAAUCCAUUCAAUCCCGAGGAACCAGGGUUUGGCAGCGAAGAAGAGUUCUAUCCUACACAAAACUAUGACCCCAGUGACUAUACAGCAACUUAUGAGCCAGAUCCAAUGUUUGAAUAUGAUAAUAUAAUUAUUGAACUUGGUGACAUUCACUCAUUCUUAACACCAUGCGGCUUGCUUCCAAUUGCAAUAUUGCUCCAGGAAAAAGAUAACUUUUCACUAGAUAAUGUAAUGGACAAGCUUCAGUCGGAAGUGGUAUCAAGUUUAAAUGCCUACUUUUCAGCGUUGUAUUCAAUUGUGAAUAUAAGACUUAUUACCCAGGAGAUUUCAAUUAAGUUUGGAUCGUUUGAAGUCCAGCAAGCUAUGGAAGUUUUUGAAAAGUCUCCUAAAGUACCCCAUACUAAUAUUUUGAUAAUGGAACCCUCAUUAGCACUAUCAAUCAAAACUGAGAAGCCAGAGAAAUUAAAGACCAUCCAAAUUGAAACAGAUGUGACAAUGGCAAUUCAUAUUAAGGAACUCUUUUUGUCAAUUGCUAAUCCAUCUAGUUUCAAACUGCCUAUCUCAUUCAGUGUCAAGGAUGUGGAGAGUUGGGCUCAAAUUCCAAUUGAUGAAGAACUGGUCACAUCGACCAAUAUUGAAGAAAUUGAUUUAGAUAUACAGGAAGACCAAUUCGAGUGGUUGAUGCAGUAUUCUUUUGAACUUUAUCAAAAGAUUGUACCAGCUAUAGAAGAAUUCUCCAAACCCAAGAUAACCGAAAAUCAAGCUAUGGCGGCAUUGGUUUAUAAAUUGACGAUAGCUUCAGUUGAUUUUUCAAUCGAUAAUGACUCGGAUGUUUUGACCAAGCCUGCCAAUAUUUUAAGAUCGAGUGACGAGCAUGUUAGGUUUUUUGAUAGCUGGAAAAUCAGCUCUAGAUUAAGGCAUAUUUUGAGCAAUUUGCCGAAGGAAUGGUGUGAAAAAGAGAAUUUGGUUUUCAAAACCAGUAAUUGGCAGGUUCCUGAUACUGCUGUUGAUGAGAUAUCAGAUAUAUUUUCGCGUUGGAGAAGUUGGGAAGCAAACCAUGAUCAGAGAGCUUUUUUCUUCAACUACGUUUUACUGAAGAGAAAACAAGAAAAAGACAAAAAGAAGAGUUUCAACGCACAGUUUAAUAUUCCAGAAAUGUUAGUGAAUAUUUCCAGUAGCUCUGGCAUUUUUGAUUUCCUCAAUAUCCAGAGUGCUAGCGUUAUUGCUCGUGUGUACAAUGAAUCCAGAGAUAAUAGCUCAAUAGGGUUGGGCGUGUUCAAUAAUGUUUCUGUUUCAGAUAUCAUUUUCAAUUUGGUUACAUACAAGAGUCAUUUAUCCACAAUUUCUAUGAACAUGCUCAAGAAGGGUCUUGCAUUCAUGCAUUCUAACAAUAAAAAUGGGAAAACUGAAGUCUCGGUGGCGGAAAUGGAAGUAAUUGAAAAUCCUCUGGAGUCGCCAAAACAGCAGAAUGAUCAAAUUCCUGCUAAUCACCAGAUUUCUCUUUUAUUCAAUCUCGAUAAUUUUGAACAAAAUGUCCAAUUACCGAGUACUAAAGUUAAAUUGCUAUCUGAAUCUAUCACUUGGUCAAUUGAAUCCUCCAUCUUUGGUAAACUUGAAGAUUUGGCUUUAUUCUCCUUUGCCAACAAAUCGUCAUACUUUGAUUUAUCCAUUUCCUCGAGCGGCUCCAAACUUGGCUGUGUUACUGUGAUUGACUUGGAUGCACUAAUUACAAAUGCUGGAGGGAUAAAAGAUGGUUUGAAAAUUGCAGAUCUAUCAAUUGAGAAGGUUUCUGUCAAAGUAUUUGAUAAGAAUGAGGAGCUAUUGGACAGUAUUACCAGACUUAUCGAGCAGGAUAUACCUUUCUUAGAGGCGCUUGUCCCUUCAGAAGUUACCUCAACGCCAUCUGUAACUGCUGUUUCCAGGCCACAAUUGAAUACGAAGUCACUGCAUGGUACUUCAGCCAUUUCAGGAUUAUGUCUUCAAAAUAUUGCUGAUUUUGUUCUAAAGAUUGAUAUUAGGGAGUUCACUUGGGUUCUUGAAGUGUUGAGUCCAUUGCAUGUGAGCGGUGUUGUGCUUGACAAUAAGUUUAGUAUUGAGAAUUUGGGUGGAACGCUCUUAGUAGAAUCUUUCAUUCAAAAGGUGGAUCUUGGAGUGAGAAUCCAUAGAAGUCCAAUUUUAGAGUUGCUGAACUCCCAAAUACUUACAAGCAUGAAGUACAAUUGUAACGAAGAUCUCAAUUUGUUAUCAUUUACAUCGAAUACCGGUUACACGAAGCUAUUCGUUUCUCUGAUUGUUGAAUCCAUGGAAAUCGUUUUGAAGAACUUAAACAAUUUGAAAGCUAGUGCGGAUGGAUGGGAAAAGAUAUUCAAGAGCGACAAAAGUGUUAGCAAGCCAAGGAGCCUGUCGAGCAGCCCAAUAAGAAUCUUAGACCUGUUGGCAUUUAAGGCUAAAUUGAGUAAUGAUUACAUUGGUGUCUCUACUUUGGAUGGGAAAACAAAAUACUCCUUUGAAGUUGAAAGUGCUUCUAUUGGGGUCUACAAUGUUGCCAACACUUCGGACAAUAUCCAUAAGAUAGUUCCGCUUUAUGGAAACUUUGAGAUACCAACUUCACGACUAAGUGUUAUCGAUCGUUCUAUUCCUAUUGGGCUCUCUAAUAUCUUGGAUGUUAACAUAGCGGUGAGAUUAUUGAACUCUCCCGAUGAUACUACAGAUUUGCAGUCUCUACAGGUGGAGUCGCAGUACUGUAGGGUCUGUUUGAGUUCUCCAGUUUUAAUUAAAAGCAUUGGGCUUGUUGAUAGCAUUAUGAAAGUCAUCGACUCAGAAGACUUCGCAUUCCUUAAAGCCAAAUAUUUAGAGGAUUCGGCUUCACCUGAACCUAUUUCAAGAAGCUCUACGUCGUCUUCACCCCUGGAGACCUACUCGUUUCUUGACAACUUCUCCACGGUCCACCUUUUAGCUUACAACUUCUGUUUUGGAUGGCUUUUCGAAGACUCACCUAAGGAUUAUCCAGGUGUUAUCAUAGGAGCUGAGCGAUUCUUUGCAAUUAUGGAAGAAAAGGUAGGCAAGUUAACAUUGAUGGAAGCAUAUCUCUCAGUGGCUAAUGGGACAAGGUCUUCCAACUUCUUUAGUUCCCUGUCUGAGAAAAACAACUUGAAUAGAGCUUUCUUGCCCACCAUGCAAUUAGUCUAUACUAUAGAUAAGGUUGAAGACAAGAAGAGCAUGAGGAUAAACAUUCAUGGUGAUGAAUUGGAUGUUAAGUUCCUUUCAAAUUCCGUGGUCAUUGUGGGUUAUGGAGUUAAUUCAGUAUCUCAAAUGCAAAAGUUCUUUGCUAGUCGUUUGAAAAAUAAUCCGCCUGUUGUGAAGCCAUUACCGAAGGAAAGUGAACAGCCAAAUGAAUAUAUUAGCACCUUUAAGCUGGUUUUCGACUCUAUCGAAUUAGUUGCCACUUAUGAAGGUUCAAACGUGUUACUUUACCGAUUAAGUGACUCAUCCUCAGAAUCCGCCCCAUCAUUGUUCUUACAUUCUCCAGCAGUGAAGGUUGCUGGAAUGUACAGACAUGAUAAACUGGCAGCCAAGAAGCAUAUUUUCAAGGGUGAAGUGUUGACAACAUCCUCGGACAACGUUCUCUACCCAUCUUGUAUCCCAAUUAUUUUUGACAUCGUUGAAGGUAUCAAAGAUAUGAUGCAUAAAGCAGAAAAACAGACCCCUACUGAAUUGAACAAAGGGAUUGAAACUGCACCAGUUUCAUCUAAGGGCUUUGAUUUUGCUAAUGUCUUUAGUGAUAUUGAUAUCCACUUUGGUGUUAGAAUUGAAAAACAAGCACUUACCCUUAGCUGCGCUCCAACAGCGAAGGUUGCGGCUAUUGUGGGUUUAGAGGGCAUUUACAUUCAAUUGAAUAGUGGAACGACAGAUGACCCUAGUAUGGUGCUAGCUAUUUUGUUUGAUUCUGUUUCGGCAUCAUUGCAACAUGUCUAUUCUAGGGAAAUCAGUGGAACCAUCAGUAUCAAGAAUGCUAUGCUUACAAGCUCCAUGGAAUUUGGCGAGGUUGCAAGUAUUCUAUCCUCGGGAUCCUUAGUAGAUGUUGACGGUUAUGUCAAUGUCAAGCAAUUUCAGGAUGUCGAAUUGUUCAAGGAUAUUUGGUUCCCCAAGGAAUACUUCCGUGGAGAAGAAAAUAGAGAGCAUUAUGUGGAUCCAAACUAUCUAUUGCAAACUAGAUCUGAGCUUGCUUCAAAUAAGAAUAUUUCAUCUAGAUUCAGAGAGGUCUCCACGUCGUAUGCUAUCCCUUGGGUACUUACAUUUAUUGUUUCCAAUAUUAAUUUGAGAGUCGACUUCGGACAAGCAUUAGGAAAUUUCAAGUUAAAGUUAGGGAAACUAUGGGCAGUAUCAAAGAAGUCUACUGACUGGGCCCAGGAUUUGAAGAUGGGAAUUGACACAAUUAGUUUAGAAUCUGAAGGUAGAUUGGGCGGGUCAUUUGAUAUUCAAAAUGUGAAUAUUCAUACUGCCAUUAGCUGGAAAUUGGAGAACGGUACAACAUUAGAUGUACCAUUAAUUUUGUUGUCGGGAGGUGUUGAUGAGCUUGCUCUCAAAAUGUCAUUUGACUACCAUGUUUUUGCAAUUGCCAAUAUCCAAAAAAUCAGUAUUGACGUGUUCAACCAGAAGAAUGAAAUCAGCAUAUCCAAAGAUCACUUAUUUGUUUGCAUGAAUUUGGACUCCGUGGAGUUGUAUAUCACAUCAUUAACUGCCUCUAACUGCUUAGAUAUCUACCACACGAUCUCAAGAAUGAUCCAAGAGAACAAGAAGUCGUACAAGGAGACGCUUCGUGAAUCUUCAAGAGGAAAGAGUAUAUCCAAAAAGUCUAUUGGAGAUCGAACUAAAUCAUUCACUGGAGCAGAUAUUUUGGAAACGGUGAAAAAGCUAGAGACAAGAAUUCAAGUCAUUGCUGGAAGAAUUCUCCUUCACGUUUAUCCUUCUUCUUUCGAUGAUUCAAAGGUCUUGGUAGUGCAUUUGGAUGAGUCAAGAGCAAAUUUCCAGCAAAAUGAAUUCAAGGAGGGUAUAUCUAACGACUUAGAGAUACAGUUCAAUGACUUGAACGUCUCAUUAUCGAUGACCUCAACAGUACUGGAGGACUUUAUUGCCCAGUGUAAAGUUGAGGAGUUCGUGGAGUAUGCGCAAAAGGCCCGUGGAGGAACUAUUUUUGUCUUUCCUUCUUUUAAGAUUUCCAUGAGAACUUAUCAGAAGUAUGACAACAACGUUAUUGAAUACCUUUAUCAGUCGUCUUUUGGAGGAACCGUGGAUGUUCGUUGGAAUCUUGGAUCGGUCAAUUUCAUACGUGAAAUGUACUCGAUCCACUCCAAGGCGUUGAAUUCUCGUAUCGAAUACAGAAAGAACUCGUUUGACUCUACUAAGUUCAACGAAGAUAUCUUUAACACUCAAGGUACAAAAUCUUCUUCUAUUUUGAAGCUGAAAUUGGACGAAGAGGAUCCUACCGAAAAGAUUGAUCAGGCUAUCAAUGAAACUUUGAAUAAAGUGUCAGACGAAUCAAAAUACGUCUAUCUGCCAUUAGCUCCCGCCAUUAUCGAGGCACCACAAUUGAAGGAAUUGGGAAAUGCUACUCCACCACUAGAAUGGUUCGGUUUGCACAGGGAUAAGUUUCCAAAUGUCACACAUCAAGUCGGGAUUGUUUCUUUGCAAAAAUUGAUGCACGAGGUAGAGUCCCAGUAUUCCAAGCUUUUAGGUAAAGCAUAAUUAUGCAUUUUAAAAUUCUCCGAGAAUUUAGGGUUAAUUAGUUUUUCCUAGUUAAACUACCUUGCGAUCUGGGGGAUAUGAAAAUAUUCCACAGUUAAUUUAAUACAUUU